This is a messenger RNA of Prunus armeniaca (apricot), 219 nucleotides long. NCBI's taxonomy places the organism in Eukaryota, Viridiplantae, Streptophyta, Magnoliopsida, Rosales, Rosaceae. The record is from the annotation of a GenBank genome assembly.
AUGAAACAGAUGUGGGAGAAUUUGGGAUGGGAAGAUGCAGUUGAUGAGGGUGGUUGGGAUUGCGACGGAGAGGGGUUGGGAAGGGGUGGGCAAGGUCGUCGUGGUGGUUGGCUGGUCCACGUGGAAGUCCACCUCAUUAAAAAAUGGGACCCACAUUUGCCACGUAGGCAGAUAACAAAUUUCCUGACGGAUUCGCUAACGGAGGGGGGCGAUUUGUAA